AAUUCCAACAACCACAAGAGGAAGGGGAAUAAGGAAUAUAUCCGUUUAAGAUUACCAGAUUCAUCAAUAACACGCUUUUGGAGAGCACCGACUUCCCACCCUUCACGCACAACCGGUUUCCAUUCAUAAUGUGCCUCAGCGGCAUUUCGCCGAGCGUGAUGCGAUCCCCUCCAUUCUUCCGGUGGCCUUUUUUGCUCGGUCGCACCCGUUUGAUCCCCACCAUAACCCGGGUUGCCUUUGUCACCGGAAUUGAGCCCUCGCCCGCCCGCCACCACCGGGUUAACGGUGCUCUCCCUGGCGUAGCUGUCCGGUUACACGGCGUAGGUGCAGCGUCGUCGCUGCAGGACCAGGCCGUGAGACCCCAGCGUGGCGCUCCCUCGGAAUUGCCAGACGGCGAAGGCGAAGCGAAGACCAGGCUUCGCGGGUCCACCGGGAAGUUGUCGACGAAGAUGACGGCGCGGGAUAGGAAUCGCGUCGGAGAAAAGAAGCGGCGAGACCAAAAGCAAGAAAAGGGGGUCGUCGUGGCGGAAGGCGGCGAUGGCAGCGGGGGAUCUGGACUUACCGCUCACGGGAGCUUCCCAUCGGCAGAGUUCGUCGAUCUGGACCGUUCGAUGGACCGCUCCAGAUUGAGUUGAGGUACCAGGAUUCUAGUGGAUGAAUCGCUGUUGUUGGUGGGGGCCCAUCUGAUCUCUUAUUCCCUCUCCGGUCUUCUCUCCUUUCCUCUCCACAACAUCAUCCACGGGAAGAAAGACAGAGGAAGCAAUGGCAGUAUGUAUAUCGAGCAAGUCAAUGACUCUCCACCAUUGGUUGCACAAGUGUUCCUCUUCGGUCGGUUCAGUAUCGGCAGCUGUAGCAGUAGCUGUUGCAUGGAAGAAGGGGAAGAUGAAGAAGCUAUGCUUACUUCCCGUGAAUUGCACCCCCUUGGAGCAAAACCCCAAAACCGAACAAGAACAUAUGACAGAGGAGGAGGAAGAGGAAUUCAGAAUUCUGUGUGAACCCUGCAAUGGCAGAGGAUGGCUGCUUUGUGACUUCUGUAAAGGCAAGAAGAACAAUGUGAAGGCUGAAAACAAUCGAAUCUACCGCCGUUGCCCAACAUGCAAAGCUGUAAGACCUAUGACCUUUUGUCUUCUUGCAGGUUGGUUAUGUUUUGUGCUCAAAAUGCAAAGUCUUCAAGUGUAUCACCUUCCCAGAUUAUUCUGAUGGCGAGCUGACUCCCUAAGUCUAAUAUAACUCGACUCCAGUUAUAUAUUCUUUUCUUUUCUUUUUCUUUCCUGAGAUUGGUUUCCCUUUCAACAUGGAAACCAGAUAUAGCAGGAGUAGAUUGAUGUGCUUUCAUCAAUAUCCAUGAGGCAUUUCUUAAUCUAUAAUCCUUCUUGCUUAAAAUGAAGGCGAUCGUACUGCAAGACUACUCAUGUUGAAAUCAGGAGGAGGCGGUUCUAACAUUGCUGGUGAGUAUUGAGAAAUUGCUCUUCACUUUUUGUGUCAGUUGUUUUCAAUGAUCAGUUGCCACCAUCGUAGCCUUUGGUGGAACCUUUGAUCCACCAUGUGGAUCCCAUUCUAUAGUUGAUGUACUACAGCUUAAUUUUCAUAUCAUUGCAAAGCAAAAUUUUCAAUGAAGCAUUUCGAGAA
Musa acuminata AAA Group (dessert banana) is the source of this 1629-nucleotide messenger RNA. RefSeq lists its product as uncharacterized. The transcript has 3 exons. The record is from RefSeq and is a predicted model, not a curated record. Bases 763 to 1200 code for a protein of 145 amino acids. NCBI's taxonomy places the organism in Eukaryota, Viridiplantae, Streptophyta, Magnoliopsida, Zingiberales, Musaceae.